Messenger RNA from Jaculus jaculus (lesser Egyptian jerboa), 1786 nucleotides. It is a transcript of the gene Sil1, whose product is annotated as SIL1 nucleotide exchange factor. The record is from RefSeq and is a predicted model, not a curated record. Lineage: Eukaryota; Metazoa; Chordata; Mammalia; Rodentia; Dipodidae. The transcript has 11 exons. The coding region runs from base 224 to 1621 and encodes 465 amino acids.
CUUUGGCUGGCUUUCAUCUUCUGCUCAGCACCCCCGCCCCUCGCUGUCACCCCUCAUCACACGCCAUCUGGACUCUAGUUGACAGAAGCAGAGGCCAGGCAGCCAGAGCUCCCUGGCCCCAGUCCUCACGGCUAAACAGUAAAGCCAUCCUAUCCCACCACUAAGGAGCUGCCCUGGUUGGACAACACUUGCCAGGAGGAGUUUUCACUGAAAGGUCCUGGCUAUGCCUCCUCAGGGCCUGUCUUCAGCUAGGAUGACUCCCCUGAGGGUGCUGUUUGCACUGCUGUUAGCUUCCUGCUUCACCUUCUGCCUCAGUUGUCAGAACCAAAAUAAGUUUGCACUGACCAACCCAGAGAAGAGCAGCCCCAAAGAAUCAGAGAGAAAGGAGAGCAGAGCAGAAGCGGGGCUGGACAGUGAUGCCGUAGAGGUGCUUCACCCAACGGAAGAGUGGCAGGUUCUUCAGCCAGGUCAGGCUGUUCCUGCAGGAUCCCAUGUGCGGCUGAAUCUUCAGACUGGAGUGAGAGAGGUGAAACUUCAACAUGAAGACAAAUUACAAAAUAAUUUGAAAGGAUUGAAAAAAGGCAAAAGGCUGGACAUCAACACCAACACCUACACAUCUCAGGACCUUAAAAGUGCACUGGCCAAAUUCAAGGAGGGAGCAGAGAUGAAGAGUUCAAAGGAAGAUAAGGCAAGGCAAGCCAAGGUAAAGCAGCUCUUCCGCCCCAUUGAGGAGCUGAAGAAGGAGUUUGAUGAGCUGAAUGUUGUUAUUGAGACUGACAUACAGAUUAUGGUUCGGCUGAUAAACAAGUUCAACAGUUCCAGCUCCAGCUUGGAAGAGAAGAUUGCUGCACUCUUUGAUCUUGAGUACUAUGUCCAUCAGAUGGAUAAUGCCCAGGACCUGCUGUCCUUCGGUGGCCUCCAAGUGGUGAUUAAUGGGCUGAAUAGCACAGAGCCCCUGGUGAAGGAGUAUGCUGCGUUUGUGCUGGGAGCUGCCUUUUCCAGCAACCCAAAGGUCCAGGUGGAGGCCAUUGAAGGGGGAGCCCUGCAGAAGCUGCUUGUUAUCCUGGCCACAGAGCAGCCUCUCACUGCCAAGAAGAAGGUCUUGUUUGCACUGUGCUCCCUGCUGCGCCACUUCCCCUAUGCCCAGCAGCAGUUCCUGAAGCUGGGGGGCCUGCAGGUCCUUAGAAGCCUGGUGCAAGAGAAAAGCACCGAAGUACUGGCUGUGCGUGUGGUCACCCUGCUGUAUGACCUGGUCACUGAGAAGAUGUUUGCUGAGGAGGAGGCGGAGCUGACCCAGGAUUCAUCCCCAGAGAAGCUCCAGCAGUACCGCCAGGUGCACCUCCUGCCAGGCCUGCGGGAACAGGGCUGGUGUGAGAUCACUGCCAACCUGCUGGCACUGCCUGAGCAUGAUGCCCGUGAGAAGGUGCUACAGACACUGGGCGCUUUACUGGCCACCUGCCGGGACCGCUACCGUCAAGACCCCCAGCUCAGCCGGACACUGGGAAGCCUACAGGCCGAGUACCAAGUGCUGGCUGCCCUGGAACUCCAAGAAGGCGACGAUGAGGGCUACUUCCGGGAGCUGCUGGCCUCCGUCAGUGGCUUACUGAAGGAGCUGAGAUGAGUCCUGACACUGGCAGCAGGAUGGUCUGGGAGGCUGCCAGUGAGGCCAGGGGCCAGGAGUGUAGGUGGGCUUUUCAGGGGACAUCAGGCAGGAGGGAGGCCCUCUCUGCUGGGACUUGAGUUUCAUCUGAGCCCAUCUGACGUGGCCAUUAAAGGGUGGUAUGAA